Messenger RNA from Anoplophora glabripennis (Asian longhorned beetle), 921 nucleotides. RefSeq lists its product as uncharacterized. The transcript is spliced from 4 exons. The record is from RefSeq and is a predicted model, not a curated record. NCBI's taxonomy places the organism in Eukaryota, Metazoa, Arthropoda, Insecta, Coleoptera, Cerambycidae. Bases 42 to 845 code for a protein of 267 amino acids.
UUCAUAACUACUUGGAUUACUUCCCAGAUCUAAUCAGCACCAUGUUCCGCUUUUUCCUGUUAGCUGUCUGCACCGCUGGUAUUGCCUCUGCUGGGGUCUCCAAGCGAGGCCUUCAAGCCGCCGACUCUCAGUCGCAGGCGAGCCACGAUUUGGGAGCCAUCCACGUAAUAUCCGGUGGUUAUGAAGCUGGUGGUUAUGGCGGAGAGUUUGAGGAGCACGGUGGUUCCGAUAGCAAUGGCGCGGAACUUACCAGUCUCGCUCAUAGCUCCGCUCUCCAGGCCAACAAUGCUGUCCAGAACCAACGCACAGCUGGAAGUCAGGCUGCUUUCGGAGUAGCUAGCAGUUUCGCCACAGCUGCCACUGGUGCAGCCCAAACCGCUCAAGCUGCCCUCGUAGGCAAACAAGCCAUUGUGCAAAACCUCAGAAGACAACUGGCCGACGCCCAACACCAACUCCAGGAGGAAAUCACCCAGUACCAACAGACUGCAUCUGCCGCUCAAGCUGCCUAUUCCACCGCCCAGCAGGCCCAAUCUCAAGUCACCAGCUUGAGCGCCGCUAUCUCUGCGGUCCAAAGCGGCGCCCAGAACGCCCAACAGGCCGCUGCUGAAGCUGCCAGGGUAUCAGCCGCCCAACAGUCCAUGGUCGUUGAAGCUAAACAACGUGUGGCUCAGAUUCUCAGCCGUAUUGACAACGCUGUUGCCGAGUUGCACGAAACUGAAGUGUCCGCCCAAAGGGCAGCUCAAUCCGCUCAAGUGGCUCAAUCCAACGCAGCUGCAGCUGGCGCAGCCGUAGCUACCGCCAGUGCCCAAGGAAUUGGAUCUAAAGGGGGUCAUCAUCAUUAUUAGUAUACUGCAUCGAGCACUGUAAUUUUAAAAUUAAUAAUGUAUCUAUCUGGUCAGUAGAAAAUAAUAAGGUUUAAAA